AGAUAUGUAUAACCAAAUUCAGUAUCGUUUCCAAAUUUCUAUUGAAAGGAACUUCGGAAAAUAGUUCCCACAAUUUUUUUUUUCUGCUCCUGAACAAAUACAACUAAAAUCCAUAACUUUAAAUUCAACACACAACAUAAAUUAAUUUUUGUUUCUAAAUUUCGUUUUUAAGUUUUUUUGAUUUUUCCGUACUUGCAUCGUGCAUUCUCUCAUGUGCUUUCGACUCGCUUCAAUUAUGGCCAAUAGACUGGAGGAGAGGGAGAGGGAGCGGGAUGAGGAAUUCCCUCCGCCCGCGCGACGCGUUCAGCUGCGUUGCGGCUCAGAUGCCCCAGAUGCUCCAUCGGGUUCUACCACUACCACUGGCACUCAAACACUGUCCAAGCUGUGGUGCCCGACUGCCCAGUGCGUGGACUUCCGCUACCUCAAGCAGGAGCUGCACACCGCCGAGGAGCAGCUGUUCUUCCUCAACGACCUGAAGAAGCAGUUCCGGUGCGUGCACUUUGAUGUGGAAGUGCUGCAGGAGCAUCUUGAGGCCCUGGAGCGGGCCGGCAUUGACACGCUGAACUCUGUGCAGGAGUGCAUACUGAUACACAAGAGCAAGCAUAACACCGCCGCCAUCGCUGCCCAGGGUGACACGCAGGACAAUGGCCGUGGACGGGUCGGCGGCGGGCCAGGAUCAUACAUCGAAUGGCCGCUGCACUCGCUGCCCAAACUGAUGCCCAAUCUGCGAGUUCUCAGCAUCCACUGCAACAUUCAGGUGCACUUCAUUGAGCGCUUCACACAGCUGGAGCUGUUGUUCCUCAAUGCCGGCAUCUCGCAGGGCGCCAUAACGGGCGUCUUCGAGCGCUGUCGCCAGCUGAGGAAACUGAUCAUGUUGGAGGAGUGCGACACGCCCCUGGAUCUGAGCGGUGUGCUCAAGUGUCCCAACCUGUGCGUCAUUUCGGUGCCCGUCAGCAUAUUUGCGAAUCAGCGCGAACUGCUCGCCACCUUGCCCAAUCAGGAAUUCAUUGAGUUGACCCACUGCGGUCGCAACAGUCGCCUGACUGUCGACUGCCUGCACACCAUAUUCGGCCUGAAUGCCCGUCACAUUGCGGGCAUCCAAAUGGACUGCAGCUUUCUGGAGAAUGGUGCCCAGGGCCUGACGGGCAUGGCCAUGGGUCGUCUGAAGCGCGUCCUUAAUAUCCGGCUGAUCAAUUGUGACUUUCAGGACGCUGCCAUUGACAGUCUCGAUCUGCCGGAUGUGCAGUGUUUUAUUGUGCUGAACCGAUGCCGCAAUGUGACCAAUAAUCAUGUGCUGGGCAUGCUGGAGCAAUGUCCGCGGCUGCGGCAGCUCUAUGUCCUGGGCGGUCACCGGCUGACGGGCACUCUACUGCAUGGCAUCUGUCGCCUGCGCAGCGAGCACAAUCCCGGCUAUCCAUUGAACCUCAUAGUGACCAACUGCCAGACACUCCUCCAGAAUUACAACUCAUUGUACGCGGAAUAUUGGCAGAGCAAGCAGAACAUUUUACAGGUUGAGUGCUACAACGGCGCCCAAAGCCUCACGACUGAUGUCCAAUUGUAUUUGCGCGACACCCGGCCAGACCAUGCCCAGCUGCCGCCACAUGCUUCAAUUGUUGACUGACUGACUAGUGCCCCCACGAGUGUCGCCAGCGAGAGCCCAUAGAUAAUAUUUUGGAGUUUCAAAUAAAGUAAAGACAAUGCCCGAUGUCUGUCACAAACAAACACACACCAAACACACACACACCUGUGUCUUUUGCUUGUGCAAUUUUCCAUGAUUUCUAUUUUGGACAGAGGCUUUUCUUUGUCUCGCUAUUCACUCUUUUAA
This is a messenger RNA of Drosophila obscura, 1825 nucleotides long. RefSeq lists its product as uncharacterized. Lineage: Eukaryota; Metazoa; Arthropoda; Insecta; Diptera; Drosophilidae. The record is from RefSeq and is a predicted model, not a curated record. The transcript is spliced from 3 exons. The coding region runs from base 212 to 1621 and encodes 469 amino acids.